Messenger RNA from Ceratosolen solmsi marchali, 1199 nucleotides. RefSeq lists its product as uncharacterized. The record is from RefSeq and is a predicted model, not a curated record. The transcript is spliced from 3 exons. The coding region runs from base 1 to 735 and encodes 244 amino acids. Lineage: Eukaryota; Metazoa; Arthropoda; Insecta; Hymenoptera; Agaonidae.
AUGGCGAGGUCGGUACUGCUGGUGAUCGCGCUGGUACUCCUCGAGGACACGAGGACGACAUUAGCCAGAGCGACGAUCGGCUUCGAUGAGCACGCGGUUGUUGACGUUGACAUGGUGACGGUGGACUCGCUCAGGCGAGAGGUUAGGCAGCCCGCGCCCCAGCGUGUCGCCUUGGAGGUCAGCGAUCUCCUCUCCUCGAGCAACGUGCCCAAGAAAACGUCCCACGACAAUAAGCACAUUAAGAAUUCGUCCGGUAAGUCCAACGAGGGCGGAUUUUACAAGACUUACGGUAGUGACGCCGAUGGCGAGAAGGGCUACUUGAAGAAGACCUUCAGCAAGGGCGACCACGGCUACAAGACUCUCGAUACAUUCCAUAAAAAGCUCGGCGACCGCUAUGGUUUCGAGGAACACGAGGCCUUUGGCAAGGCUUCCGAUAAGGAAGAAGAGAAGCAGGAGGACAAGUCCGCUUCGACGAAGCACAAUCACAACACCGAUCACGAAGGGGCCGGUACCGAUGUCGAAACCCACUAUGCAGACGAUGGCGAAGGCGACCAUUCCGAAUACAGCGAUGGUGGGGAUAGUGGGCAUUAUUCUGGAGACGAGGGCGAAAGCGACAGUUACAGCGAGUCAUACUCCUCGAGCGACGGGGACGGCUACGACAGCGGCUCCGCGGAAUCUUACUCGUCUGGCGGCGAAUCCUCGAACGAGGAGGACGACGGAGAGUCCUACUACUGAUAAGGAUAGCCGUGAUCUUGCCAGCAUCUACUAUUUAAGCUAUUUAAUGAUAUUUAAGGCUCGUACAUGCAUUUAUGCAUACAGACAUACACACUGUACAUCAUGCUCUAUUCAAUAAAUCGCCAACUUCCCAUUUGUAAGUGCCGUGUUAUUGUUUCACUGCAUCAGCCGAGCGGAGCGAGCCGCCGAAAAAUAUAGCGACAACAAUUAUCGGCCGUGUUUCGUGUACCUCUUGAUAAUGCCAACACAUUAGCUGCUCACUGACAGUAUCGUCGGGUCGAAGGGUAAAUUACGUGGCACGCAGGAGCUCCGUCGUUACAAGCGCGCACGCGAUAGCCGCGAAAAUUUGUAGGGAUUGCGCACGAAUUUGUCUCGCGGGUUAAAAAAGCAUUUUAGUCACGCGAUAUAUAAAAUAUUAAUCUUACAGGUUUGCCGACGAUUUACGUUGUCCUUUAUCAUCUCUU